AUGCAGCCCAAAGAGCUUCAGCAGUACCUGGCUGACCAGCCGCCUCUGGUCAUGCCUCUCAAGAUUGAGCAGCACUUUGAGCUCCUGUCCGAUCAGCAGAAGCGCUACAGCCACUUCAUCAGCCGGGCCGCCUUUGCUGGUACUAGAAUUGGAUUGCGCCAGACCUCGUUCGAGGCCGAGGCCAUCUUUGACUUUGCCAUUGCCAUCCACAACAGCUGCAAUGGCGACUGGUCUUCUCUCGCCGCCAAGGCUGGAGUUGAGUCCGACGAAGUCUCGAGGCUCCUCGAAUACGCUGUCCAGGUCCUCGGCAACCUGGGCAACUUCAAGAGCUUUGGCGACGCCAAGUUCUUGCCGCGCUGCAGCGAGAAGUCGGUAGAUGCGAUUGCUGCCUCAGUCCCCGAGGCCGCCGAACACUACAAGAAGUGCAAAGCUGCCAUCUUUGACCACUCUCAGCAGACCAAGAUGCACCUUGGCUUCCUCGAUGAGGGCCACACGACCACCUACUACCCGGAUUCCCAGGACAUUACCAAGGCUGAUAUCGAAGCUGUCAAUACCUGGAUGGCUGACAAGAACCUGCUUCCCGAGAACACAAGACUGCGCAAGAAGAGCGACGGCUACGAGAUUCUGAUUGCGUCGGGUGUCACGUCGGCCCCUGCUGACGGCACCGAUAUUGGCAAGCAGACCGAGUUCACUGUUGAGGCUGGUGCCCUGAAGGGAAAGACUAUCAAGCUCAUCUUCGGAGACUACGCCACCGAAAUGGCCAACAUCGCCAAGAACCUCGAGGCUGCUGCCGAGAAUGCCGCCAACGACAAUCAGAAGAACAUGCACCUGUCUUAUGCCAAGGCUUUCUCGACUGGCUCUCACAACUCUUUCAAGGACAGCCAACGUUGGUGGAUCAAGGACAAGAGCCCCGCGAUCGAGUGCAACAUUGGCUUUGUUGAGACCUACCGCGACCCUGCUGGUGUUCGUGGCGAGUUUGAAGGCUUUGUCGCCAUGGUCAACCAAGAGCGCACUCGUGCGUUUGGUGAGCUUGUUGACGCCUCACCUCGACUUGUCCCUAUGCUGCCAUGGAGUGCCGAUUUCGAAAAGGACAAGUUCCUUGCACCAGACUUUACAUCUUUGGAAGUUCUUACUUUCAACGGUGCCGGAAUCCCUGCAGGCAUCAACAUUCCCAACUUCGACGAUAUUCGUCAAAAUGAAGGUUUCAAGAAUGUGUCCCUGGGCAACAUCCUGGGAGCCAGCAACCCCAAUGAGAAGAUUCCCUUUGUCAAAGAGGCGGAUCUUGCCAUCUAUAGCAAAUAUCGCGAGCCUGCUUUUGAAGUUCAGGUUGGCCUCCACGAGCUGACUGGCCAUGGCUGUGGCAAGCUUCUCCAAGAAACCGCUCCUGGCGUGUUCAACUUUGACAAGGCCAACCCCCCUACUAGCCCUGUUACACAAAAGCCUAUUUCGACGUGGUAUAAGCCUGGCGAGACCUGGGGUUCUGUAUUCGGCGCCAUCGCCGCCUCGUACGAGGAGUGCCGUGCUGAGCUUGUCGCCAUGUACCUGUGCUGUGAUUUCCAAACUCUCAAAAUCUUUGGUUUCGGGGAUGGUACCGAGAACAUGGACAAUGAAGCCGGUGAUAUCCUGUACGCUUGCUACCUGAGCAUGGCCAAGGCAGGUCUCGGCGCUGUCGAGAUGUGGGAUCCCAAGAGCCAGAAGUGGGGACAAGCUCACUCGCAGGCUCGCUUCUCAAUUCUCAAGUGCUUCAUUGAGGCUGGUGAUGAUUUCUGCAAGCUCGACUACACCAAGGACGACUUGUCCGAUCUAACCAUCAAGCUCGACCGCUCCAAAAUUCUCACAACUGGUCGCCGAGCCGUUGGAGAUUACCUGCAGAAGCUUCACGUCUACAAGAGUACCGCUGACCUCAAGUCCGGCCUUGAGCUGUACAACCGCAUGACCAACGUCGGUCUAGACUUUUGGGGAACCAAGGUCCGUGACACUGUCCUCGCAAACAAGCAGCCUCGCAAGGUUUUUGUUCAGGCCAACACCUACCUGGACGAGGCUACUGGCAAGGUUACUCUUAAGACUUAUGAGCCUACGCUCGAGUCCUUCCUCCAGAGCUGGGCCGAUCGUAAGCUCUAA
Akanthomyces muscarius is the source of this 2121-nucleotide messenger RNA. RefSeq lists its product as uncharacterized. Lineage: Eukaryota; Fungi; Ascomycota; Sordariomycetes; Hypocreales; Cordycipitaceae. Bases 1 to 2121 code for a protein of 706 amino acids. The transcript has 4 exons. Gene Ontology annotation, molecular function: metalloexopeptidase activity; dipeptidyl-peptidase activity. Gene Ontology annotation, cellular component: cytoplasm. The record is from RefSeq and is a predicted model, not a curated record. Gene Ontology annotation, biological process: proteolysis.